Paramecium octaurelia is the source of this 264-nucleotide messenger RNA. The record is from the annotation of a GenBank genome assembly. NCBI's taxonomy places the organism in Eukaryota, Ciliophora, Oligohymenophorea, Peniculida, Parameciidae.
CUUCUACUUGAUAAUUAAUAAUACAAUGUCGAAUGGCUAAAUAGGACGCAAAAAGUAUUAAAGUAAUCGCAAUGAAAAUUCGGUAAGAACCAGUUAGAAAGGAGAACUAACAUUUAAAUGGUUAUGAACAUAUUAUUAUCAGACAGCCCACAUAAGUGGAUAUGAAGCUGACAAUUUUGUAUUAGUAUACUUCAUUCAAGAGAAACAAAAUACUAGUAUCAUAAUGUAAAAAAGACAGAUGCCAUUAAAAAACUUAUAUUUGAU